UUUGUCUGUUUUUAAUCAAGAAUAGAAAACAGAGGAGCCGUGGAGGUGCAGGUCGGAGAGGCCGGGCUACGCUGUGCCCUGCGCGUGAGCAGCUGCAGCGGCGGCAUCCAGCGGCGGUGUCUGCAGUUCCAGCCCGUUGCUUUACUUUUUAGCUGCACGAACGUAGUCAUUAUGCCGAAGAGAAAGUCUCCGGAGAAUACAGAGGGCAAGGAUGGAUCCAAAGUAACUAAACAGGAGCCCACCAGACGGUCUGCCAGAUUGUCCACGAAACCUGCUCCACCCAAACCUGAACCUAAACCAAGAAAAACAUCUGCUAAGAAAGAACCGGGAACAAAGAUUAACAAAGGUGCUAAAGGGAAGAAGGAGGAAAAGCAAGAAGCUGGAAAGGAAGGUACUGCACCAUCUGAAAAUGUUGAAACUAAAGCUGAAGAGGCACAGAAAACUGAAUCUGUAGAUAACAAGGGAGAAUGA
Molecule: messenger RNA, 471 nt
Organism: Zalophus californianus (California sea lion)
Lineage: Eukaryota; Metazoa; Chordata; Mammalia; Carnivora; Otariidae
Product: high mobility group nucleosome-binding domain-containing protein 3
Exons: 1
Coding region: 172-471 (99 amino acids)
Biological process (GO): chromatin organization
Cellular component (GO): nucleus; chromatin
Molecular function (GO): nucleosomal DNA binding
Source: RefSeq, a predicted model, not a curated record